Molecule: messenger RNA, 851 nt
Organism: Pistacia vera
Lineage: Eukaryota; Viridiplantae; Streptophyta; Magnoliopsida; Sapindales; Anacardiaceae
Product: AIG2-like protein D
Exons: 5
Coding region: 104-628 (174 amino acids)
Source: RefSeq, a predicted model, not a curated record
UCCAGUUGCACCUGGACGGCCCUGAACCUGAAGUGGAAUGGUUUGUAUAUAAAGCUUUUAGUCUGAUGAGAAUCAGAAAUUGAGAAAAAAAAAAAGCAGAGAAAUGGGGACAGCGACGGCGUCAGCAAUAAGCGGUAACCUUCACAGCGUUUUCGUGUAUGGAAGCCUACUUGCAGACGACGUCGUUCGUAUUCUUCUUAAACGCGUCCCUCAGUCUUCCUCUGCCAUCCUCAACAACUAUCACCGGUUUAGCAUAAAAGGGCGUGUGUAUCCAGCUAUUCUACCUCUGGAGAAUCACAAAGUCACUGGCAGGGUGCUGCUGGGUAUCACGGAUCCUGAAUUGGAUAUUUUAGAUAUAUUUGAAGAUGUUGAGUACGAAAGGACCUCUGUUGAUGUUUGUUUGAUGGACACUCCUGACAACUCCUUACAAGCUCAGGCUUACGUCUGGACCAACAAAAACGAUCCUAAUCUCUAUGGAGAUUGGAAUUUUGAGGAAUGGCGAGGACUACACAUGGAAGAUUUUAUGAAGAUGACAGUUGGUUUUGUUGAAGAACUGGAGCUUCCUGAAUCAAAUCCAAGAGUAGCCACAUAUGAAUCCUACUAUAACCAGAAUGAUAUUAAUCCUUAAAAUCUCUUAGAUUCUUCCCCCAUGCCAACCUCUCCUAAAAUAAUGCCCUCCAUUUAGUCACAGUGGUUUAUCUGUUUCUGGAACAGGGUUGUGUUACUUUGGAUUUCAAUUCUAUUUCUUUAUCCUUUCUUUUUCAGAAAUUGAUAAUUGGUCUGUUUCUCCAUAGUUUAUGUGAAUAAAGAAAUUGAGGAUCCAUUAAUUACAGAUAUAGCACUGUUUGUCA